GAUCUCAUCGAAGACCUCAAGUCCGAGCUGGGUGGCAAGUUCGAGGAUGUCAUCGUAGCCCUGAUGAUGCCACCGGAAAAGUACCUCUGCAAACAGCUGCACAAGGCCAUGGACGGCAUGGGCACCAACGAGGAUGCCCUCAUCGAGAUUCUUGCUCCGCAAACGAACGAAGAGGUCAAGAAGAUCGUCGACUGCUACGAGGAUAUGUACAACCGUCCUCUGGCGGAGCAUCUGUGCAGCGAGACGGACGGCAGUUUCCGUCGGUUGUUGACGAUGAUCAUCGUUGGAGCGAGAGAUCCCCAGGGAACCGUUGAUGCGGACUUGGCCGUAGAGCAGGCCAACCAGCUGUACAACGCCGGUGAGGCCAAGCUGGGUACCGACGAGGAAGUAUUCUACAAGAUCUUGGCUCACGCCAGCUUCGAUCAGUUGGAAAUCGUUUUCGACGAGUACAAGAAGCUCUCCGGACGCACCAUCGAGCAGGCCAUGAAGGACGAACUGAGCGGAGAGCUGUACGAUGCGCUCAGUGCCAUCGUGGAGUGUGUCCAGAUGGCGCCGCAUUACUUCGCCAAGCGUCUGCACAAGGCGAUGGACGGCGCCGGAACGGAUGAUGCGAGUAUGAUCCGCAUCAUCGUCACCCGCUCGGAGCUUGAUUUGCAGAACAUCAAGGACGAGUACGAGCAGAUGUACAACAAGACGCUGCUGAGCGCCGUUCGGGGCGAAUGCUCCGGUGAAUACAAGCAUGCUUUAUGCGCUCUGCUCGGUGAAGCUUAAACGAACCACCUGGAAAACAUGAUUUAUGACCCUAUAUAUCUCACACCAUAUGAAGUCGAAUACUGAAUAUUUUAUUCGUCGUUUUAGAUAAGAAUCGAUAUUAUAACCCAUAUGUAUUGUGUACGUUAUAAAUGGUUAUACAUUUAUUGCAAUCAAAACGCACCUGCAUUUUACUUGUUAGUUUAACAAUCAUGAUUCAUAUUUGAGUGCUAACUAGAAAAGACAUAACUCAGUUCAACUUUGAACAAACAGAUCGAACAGGUAAUUUUAGUUAACACGAGAGAAAUACCAAAAGAAAAGUGCAAUUAGCAAACCUAUCGAAGGCCUUAGAAAAAAAAACUAUAGAUUACAAUACAGCAUGGAAGCAAAUGAGCAACAAAUUAUUUAAAUAUGUAUGCGAUUUGAAACAAUUGUCGACGUCUUAAUGUUCAAUAAAUUAUAGAUUGGAAGCAGCGUAGCUUCACGCUUGCAUAGAA
Molecule: messenger RNA, 1247 nt
Organism: Aedes albopictus (Asian tiger mosquito)
Lineage: Eukaryota; Metazoa; Arthropoda; Insecta; Diptera; Culicidae
Product: annexin B10-like
Cellular component (GO): cytoplasm
Molecular function (GO): calcium-dependent phospholipid binding; calcium ion binding
Source: RefSeq, a predicted model, not a curated record